This is a messenger RNA of Phytomonas sp. EM1, 267 nucleotides long. NCBI's taxonomy places the organism in Eukaryota, Euglenozoa, Kinetoplastea, Trypanosomatida, Trypanosomatidae. The record is from the annotation of a GenBank genome assembly.
AUGCCAACACGGGUUGAUACGCGGCUCGCCGCGCGGUUGUUGGAUUCCUCACUGAAGUACAUCUUAUCCGACAUCGACGGCGUUGUUGUCUCCGGCUCCGAAGUCAUCCCAGGCGCCCCCGAGGCCCUCCAUUACCUCCGCCGACAGGGCAAAGAGAUCCGCUUUCUCUCCAAUAACGCCUCACUCUCGCGGCGGGAGAUUCUCGAGAACUUCGAAAAGCACGGGAUCCGCGGGUUUACCGAGAAGGAGAUCUACAACAGCGGCUAA